Molecule: messenger RNA, 2205 nt
Organism: Tachysurus fulvidraco (yellow catfish)
Lineage: Eukaryota; Metazoa; Chordata; Actinopteri; Siluriformes; Bagridae
Gene: ttc38
Product: tetratricopeptide repeat domain 38
Exons: 15
Coding region: 146-1627 (493 amino acids)
Molecular function (GO): protein binding
Source: RefSeq, a predicted model, not a curated record
ACCCACCACCAGAAGAGAAGAAAUCCGGUCCGGGUUUUACUGCUGUCUCAGCUUUAAGCUGAAUGUACUUUUCCUUGAAUACAACUUUUCCUUGUGAACCUUUACAGCCGUGUAGGAAAUAAAAACAAAUAAACAGUCUUUUGCAAUGAUUGCUGCUAGUUUCAGAGACUGUGCGGCUUGGAGGUCAGAAGGCCUCCCACUGUCCACCAGCAGCAAUGAAGCCUGUAAAUUAUAUGACUCCAUACUUACACAGUAUGUAACAUGGCGUAAUGAUGAGACCCUUGGAGGAAUAGAAGGAUGUAUGGCAGCAGUCCAAGCAGCUGACCCGGACUUUGUGAUGGGUCAUGUGAUCAGUACUGGACUUCAGUUGGUGGGGACAGGCAGUUCAGUGCUGCGGGACCAAAUGCUGGCCAGUGCCGUGAGCAAAACGGUGGAUCUGGCUGGGUGCCAGGAGCUCACAGACCGAGAAAAACAGCAUGUCAAAGCCAUCGAGCUUUUCGCAAAAGGAGCCCUGGCUAAGGCCUGUGAUGUGUGGGAAGAUAUUCUGGUGGAGCACCCCACAGACAUGCUAGCUUUGAAGUUUUCCCAUGAUGGCUUUUUCUAUCUGGGUGAGCAGACUCAGAUGAGAGACUCUGUGGCCAGGGUUCUUCCCCACUGGAAACCACACAUGCCUCUCUACAGCUAUCUAAAAGGCCUGUAUUCAUUUGGACUUCUUGAAACUCAUUUCUAUGACCAAGCUGAGAAAGUAGCAAAGGAGGGUCUUGCUUUAACUCGUGAGGAUGGCUGGUGUGUCCACUCUGUAGCCCAUGUUCAUGAGAUGAAGGCAGAAAUAGAGAAGGGGCUGAAGUUUAUGGCAUCCACUGAGAAAGACUGGGUGGUGUGUGACAUGUUGGCAUGUCAUAACUACUGGCACUGGGCACUUUAUCACAUUGAGAAGGGAGACUAUGAAGCAGCAUUAAAAAUCUUUGAUGAGCAGGUAUCCCAUCGCUGUGUAAAGUCAGGAGCCAUGCUGGACACAGUGGAUGCCUGUUCGCUGCUCUACAGGCUGGAAAUGGAGGAAAUCAAAUCAAGUUCAAGUUUCUUUAUUUGUCAUUUCGCUCCAUUUUGGGACAUGCAGUGGAACGAGAUGUCAAAUCAUUGCGUGAGUGUUAAAGAGCGUUACCGGGAGCUGUUGCAGGUAACUGAUCCCCACUCUGAGGACCAUACUCUUCUCUUUAAUGACCUGCACUUCCUUAUGGUGUCUUUGGGCUGCAAAGAAACAGGAAUCACACAAAGACUACUGGAGAGCCUGCGAGAGUUGGCAAAAAACCCUGAAGAAAACCAUCAGCAUCAGCUUGCUAGCACUAUUGGGAUACCCAUGUGUCAGGCCUUGGUGGAAUAUGAUGAGGGAAACUACAGUAAGACCGUGGAGCUGCUUAAACCUUUAAGAUACUGCUUCACGAAGAUAGGGGGCAGUGAUGCACAGAGGGAUGUUUUCAACCAGCUACUCAUCCAUGCUGCAAUGAAGUCACAAGACAAACACCAUCAAAGAUUUGCCAGGUGCCUGCUGGUUGAAAGAGAUGCAGUGAGAAUGAACUCCCCUCUCACUGACCGACUCAUCCAAAGAGCCCACUCUCUACACAUUUAACUGCUCAGGACAUCUACUACCCACACAUUUCUUCACCUGUUACCACUUAAAUUGAAACUACUGCUAAAUCGCAUUAAUAUACUCGGUCAAACUGAGAUAUCUUUUGCAUUAUUAGACACAGAGCUGUUGAAAUUUUUCCAAUCGAAUUCAGGGGUGUUGACUACAUUUCUGUAACAGCAGCUCUGAAAAUAGUUUUGACUGCAAGGCAAACCACAGGUAUAUAUUAAUGCGCAUGUUCUAAUACAUUAGGGUUUCCAUGGUAACAGCUAGCACAGGGAAUUUUAUUGUGGAUGCAGCAUAUAAAUGAAAUAGAAAAAGCACACUUUCAUUGAUGUAGUGAAGUGUCCCGUGAUGAGAGAUUUAGCUUAUAUUUUCUCCAGUUUUCUAGUCUCUGGUGUCUUUGUAACAUGACAAGCUGCAUUUAUUUGUCUUAUUAAUUUUAAGUUAAAAAAUGACGCUAGUGUGACUCCCAUGAGAGGAACCUGUUCCUUGGACACUCCACAAUAUUAAAUGUAACUUUAUUAACAAACAUAAAGUAUGAUAAGUUAUUCCUUAAUUAAAACAAUUUGUUAAUCUUG